This is a messenger RNA of Cadophora gregata, 1227 nucleotides long. RefSeq lists its product as uncharacterized. The record is from RefSeq and is a predicted model, not a curated record. The transcript has 2 exons. The coding region runs from base 41 to 1120 and encodes 359 amino acids. NCBI's taxonomy places the organism in Eukaryota, Fungi, Ascomycota, Leotiomycetes, Helotiales, Ploettnerulaceae. Gene Ontology annotation, molecular function: ATP binding; protein kinase activity. Gene Ontology annotation, biological process: protein phosphorylation.
CGCAAAGUGCCUGCAGUGCAAUUCACCAACGCCAUCAACCAUGGAUUUGAAGUUCAGUCGAAAAACACGGUUUCCAGGCAAUGACCAUGGUCUGUUGGAGGAAACUGAUGCUAGUAAGAGAUCCAACCCUAACCGACGUACCCGAUUCCCAGGAGGUAGAGAUAUCGAAAGAAUCCGUCUAUUAGAGAAAGAGGAGCAGCGAAUUGAAUCUUCUCCGGAGAAGGAACAACCCACCGAACUCCCAUUUCGACUGCCGAUAAGGAUUAAUCCUCCCGAUGUGGUUCUAGAGAAACCUACGCCGAAAACGAACAUCAAGACCUCCGAAGUAGUUCAGCUUCCUCCCGUUCGAGUAGAGAGUCCGUGGAACUCAUAUAUAUCUCUUCGUCAUCUUGAACGCGGCGGCCAAGUCACAGUAGCAUAUACCCGAAAGGUUCCAGUGCGUGUGGUCGUCAUUAAAGAGCUUCUGUCCGAUAGCUUUAUGGAGCUGAGAAAAUGCCAGCAUGAGAAUCUACUCGCAAUUUUGGAGGUUUAUCGCUUUCGGGGCGUUUUUUUCGUCAUUACAGACUAUACAGCUGCUACUCUUAAGCAAGUGAUCGCCAUCCCACUACCUCUCGAGGAAUUGCACGUGUCUGCGACUUGCCGUCUGGUCUUUGAAGGCAUGCAGCACUUAUCUAGAUUUGGUAUGUCUCAUAACAAACUCGAUAGCUCCAGGAUAUUAUUCUCACCAGAUGGGUGUGUAAAGAUAGGUGCGUCUCCCGCGAUCACAGUAUCUAUACCGGGUCUGAUGAAUGAUGCUCAAGCCCACUUUGAUGAAUGUAGGACCACAGAAUCUGCUGCGGCACGUUCUCUUGGGGUCGUCGCCAUCGAAAUGAUGCAGAAUGGCAUUCCUCCUGAGGAGGAUGAGAAGUUUGUUUUGAAGCACCCUGACCGAUGGUCACCAGAGGCAUCGAACUUUCUAGAGGUCACCUCCUGGGGAACAUUAAAGGAAGUUCAAAAAGUAAGAGGUCUUCUUGCUGCCUUGACUCCACUUAUCGAUUUUGUUCUAGCAUCGCUUUUUAACGCACGUAUCGCCAAGUGUUAUGAUUCCAUUCAUUCACUAUGCAGGUUGGGAUACUAUUGAAAGUCUAAGUUUAAAGACUUCAGAUUCAGAUACAGUUUCUCCAUUGGUUGCUAGUGGUUAAAAAAAUAGCUUAGAUUUCUUGAAUAAGAAGAUUUCCCGUAAACAAC